Messenger RNA from Pogonomyrmex barbatus (red harvester ant), 1392 nucleotides. RefSeq lists its product as uncharacterized. Lineage: Eukaryota; Metazoa; Arthropoda; Insecta; Hymenoptera; Formicidae. The record is from RefSeq and is a predicted model, not a curated record.
GUUUUGUGUUUCACGCGUAUGUUAUCGUGUGCGAGUCGCCGACGUUUGCCGUCGAAAAUGUGCCGAUCUUAACGAAACGAGGUAUGCGCGCAUACCUCGUCGCUUCCUUAUCCGCCAUGAUACCACCAGUUCGAGAGGCGAAAUGUCGCGGAAACCGUCGUCGUCGUACGUUCCUCUGCUUCUUUGCGCGGCGAUCAUCGUCAACGCGGAAUGCGCAGGUAACUUUUCGGAUCGUUGUUUGGAUCUGGUCAGACUCGACGUCGACGACAUCGAGAAUCAUUUGGACGCGCUGAAUCUCACGGAUGUGCCUACCGUGAAAAUGAUGACCGCCGGAUUUAAGUGUCCGAUCCCCACCCUGCCUUUUGGCACGCUGAAAUCGGACUGGGCUAGACUCUUGUUGCUUCAAGAGGCGCAACCUGAGGGGUCGAUCAUCAGACUCAAACUCGUUCGACUAAUGCGAAUCUUGAUAAUCGCUUAUUAUCAAAUGGAGGAGCGUAUUGACAUCGUGGAUUCCGAAGACGCGAAGAUCGCAAAGAAAUCUCCGAUAGCAGAAACGAAGAUAGCUGCGAAGAAGACGAGCCAAUGCGCGAGCAGCAAUAAUUCCUCGAGGAUUGAAAGCUCGGAAAACAAUCCGAAUCCUCAUCAUACGCGUACGAAUUCGUCCCUGAACGACGCGAUGCCAUCGGCCACCGAGAAUGGCUAUUCGAGGGUGAAGUCGAACGCCACGAUGAUCGAAGUCACGACGAUGAGGAACUUCUCGAGCCUCGACGGAACGACGAGCACCGUUUCGCCUGACGCGACACGUCGGAACGUUUCGAUCGAUCUUGGUGCAGCGAGCACCAAGAAAAAUGUCACAUUUGACGAUUGCUUGAGGCAAUCUUUGAAGGACAUCGUGCGAAAGCGAUCGAGUCGUAAGGAUAUUGCGAGGAAUAAGGCGAAGUGGCACAGUGAGUUCUUUCGCGCGACGCGAAAGAACAAUGAGAUCGACGAUCGCGACAGGACAUUUAGGCCGCCGACAAAUGAAUUUUGGCAAUAUGUAACGUUCCCCACGAAGGCUCCGUUAACUGUUGGCAGUGUCGCAAGUAGACUUAAAGCAAAACGGAAGUCGCAAAAACGUGCGAAGCUGAGCAAUGACGUUUAUGAAAGCUUUAGACGGUUUUACGGCGUCGACAAGAACGAAAAAGAUAUAAAGUAAAUGUGCGUUGCUUCGAUAUCGCUUCGAAACAAUUGGGAAGUUUAUUUCUUUCCGAACCAUCUUUGCCCUGUGCACUUUUGAACAUUCAAAACUGCGACAUUCGAAAUGAUCGACAGAAAGAUGUGGAAGACAACGUCAUUUUCGGAUGCAUAGCUUCAAAUGCUUUGGCGAGAAGGAGUGCAAUUUUUAUUAUAAAG